AUGGAGCCUUCACACAAGGACGCCGAGACUGCGGCGGCGGCGGCGGCCGUGGCGGCAGCUGAUCCCCGGGGGGCGUCCUCGUCCAGCGGGGUGGUGGUGCAGGUCCGCGAGAAGAAGGGGCCCCUGCGCGCCGCCAUCCCCUACAUGCCUUUCCCGGUGGCCGUCAUCUGCCUCUUCCUCAACACUUUCGUGCCGGGACUGGGGACGUUCGUCUCGGCCUUCACUGUGCUGUGCGGCGCCCGCACUGACCUCCCGGACAGACACGUGUGCUGCGUCUUCUGGCUGAACAUCGCGGCGGCCCUCAUCCAGAUCCUGACGGCCAUUGUGAUGGUGGGCUGGAUCAUGAGCAUCUUCUGGGGCAUGGACAUGGUCAUCCUCGCCAUCAGCCAGGGCUACAAGGAGCAGGGCAACCCCCAGCAGCUGUGA
Loxodonta africana (African savanna elephant) is the source of this 426-nucleotide messenger RNA. It is a transcript of the gene STUM, whose product is annotated as stum, mechanosensory transduction mediator homolog. The transcript is spliced from 4 exons. Lineage: Eukaryota; Metazoa; Chordata; Mammalia; Proboscidea; Elephantidae. The coding region runs from base 1 to 426 and encodes 141 amino acids. The record is from RefSeq and is a predicted model, not a curated record.